AUGGUGGGGCUCAACGACAAUGGCAGUGCCAAUGCCAAUACAAAUUCAUUCGCGAAAACCAUUUGCUCGAUUUGUUACGAGGAUUUCAAGCCCUUAAUCGAGGACCUUCAAUCUAUCUCUGUUUGCGGCCACGUUUUUCACGAGAUCUGCCUUCAGCAGUGGUUUGAGUAUUGUCCCAAUGUGAAGAAGCGGAGUUGUCCUAUAUGCAAGCAAUCUUGUACCAAUAAAAACGUGGGGCGCUUAUAUUUUCAAUCUAUUGGUGAUCCAAAUGAGUCUAGUCUAUCUCAAAAGCCACAUAGUUAUGUGGAAAAUUCCGAGGAGUUACGCAUAGAGGUCAAGAGGUUGGAGGGGAAGGUUGUUGCGUUGGCUUCCACUUUGGAGCAACAACAGAAAGAAUGUAUGAAUGUAAAAGAUGAGCUCAUCUCAUGCAAGGAGCAACUGAAAGUAGAAGUGAUUCUUAAAAACGAAGCUGUAACUCAAAAUGGAAUCAUCCAGAAGUUGCUUCGAGUGAAAUCUGAAGAGCUUGAUAAGUCGAAUUUAGAAUGCAUGAAACUGAAGGAGAGAAAUAUGGCUUUGGCCAGGGAACUUGCAGCAAUUAAAAUAGCCUGUGAUGUGGACUUGGAAGAAGAUCAAGUUCUGAAGCUGGCGUCAUUAGGAAAUGAUUCAGGCAGCAAAGAAACUGUUGAUGUUCUGAGAAAAUCAUUGUUGAUUAGUAAGAAGAAUUAUAAGGAACUUAUGGCCAAGUGCACCAUGUUAGGACGAGGUGAAGCCCGGUGCCUUCAGAAACUUGAGAAGGCCAACGACAAGAUAAAGAAGUUGAAGUUGAGAGUCCAAGAAGUGGAGGCUGCUUUGGAAUUCAAAGAGAAUGAAGGUUUGAGAGUGCUAAAGCGUCUCGAUUCCAAAUUUAACAUGGAUUCACACAAUACAAUGAAAAGACCUGCAAAUCAGAGUGAUAUAGAUGAAACUAGUGCCAUGCCGAACAUUUCAUUCUGUUCAAGUAAAGUAUCUCCUCACAAGCCACUAAGUAAAAGAAGCACACUGGAUGAGAAUUUACCUGCCCGCACGUCUGAUGAAUGUAAUGAACAAAAGAAAAGUCCUUCGUUAAUAAAGAAAGACGAAAAUAUCACUUCUUCUUCAUUUACUCGGGGAUUUCCAGAUCAGUUGAAAUCGUGUUCUGAUAACAAUGCAUUUACAAAGGGAUCUCAUUUCCCAGUAACAGAUGUAUGCUUCGAUACGCAAAAUGAAGCGGAAAUGCUAAAUUCUGCCAAGAAAGAUGGAUUUUCUUGUUUUCAGCCUAUGCCAAAGCGUAAAAAGAGAGAUGAGGCUACUAAAUUGCCCGCUAACAGCAAUGAUGAUGAUGAUGAUGAUGUGAUAUGCUAUGGUGACACCAAUCCAGUGUCAACUUCAGAAGAACCCCGAGUUGGACCUUCCUCGAAUAUUCCUAUCAGAAAUGAGAUUAAACCAUCAAUUUCAGUUUCUCAAUCUGGUGAAAACUGCUUCUCGGGUGGUUUACUGGGUCCUGAUGGUACUUCCAACUGGCACUUGGGCAAAUGGUGCAAGAAGGCUCAGAGCAAAGGAUCAUCACAACCAUUUUCUGCUAAGUCAAUUGGGUUAAAUGCAAGUUCAGGUGAACUAAUCGCUGUUGGAGCAGAUGGUAGAGGUGGCAAAAUCAAAGUUAUACGGCCUCUUGUUCAGUCAUCAAUGGGUGUUUGGUAUAAACCUUUGCCUAUACUUUCUAAAUUGCCUUCACUUUUGCUUUACUUCACUUUUCAAAGUAUGUUUCUACAUAAUCAUGAUUACUAUGAGCAGUGA
Messenger RNA from Striga hermonthica, 1812 nucleotides. NCBI's taxonomy places the organism in Eukaryota, Viridiplantae, Streptophyta, Magnoliopsida, Lamiales, Orobanchaceae. The record is from the annotation of a GenBank genome assembly.